ACGCUUUUGAUACACAUGUUGCUUCAAAAUUUCCGAUAUCCACAACAGAAAUUCUAUAUAAAUUCUUCCGGCCACGAAUAAAUCAUUUAUUCCUGCGUUACAAUGUUUUAUUAAUUUAAUUGAUUGAUGCACAAUACGUAUCAUAUCUAACAGUAUUUAAAAAAAGUUGUAACUCUUUGAAUUUUGUGAAGAGGAGAAAUUGAUGGAAAAAUUGUCAAAAGAUAACGAGAGAAGUCUAGUGUGAACUCCGGAGUUUGGAACAAAAAAAUGUUUUCAGCUUUCUGACGCAAGGUGUCUACAAAGGCGCAGUAUUCGUUUAAGAAGCCGAGAAUACUGUCAGAAGACUUUGAGAACUUUAUCAAGAAGAAAUCUCGUUCAUUCCAAUGCAGAAAGAUUUGCGAGACGAGCGUUCGGUCUGAAUUCUUAAUACUUCUAUUAAGUAAAACAUUAAAACAAAUAGUUAACAUGUUAAAGACGCCCCUAAAAAUUUCACAACGAUUACUUUCUUUGAAUAUUAUUUCAAACAACGUCGUAAUUUUAUAUAGAACUUUUAAUACAAUAGAAAAUAAUAUUGCAAUGAGUGAUUGUUUCUUGCAAAGUAGCAUUACCAAAAUAAUAAUGACGAAGCUCGCACGAUGGAAGAGCGCACAGUCUAGCUGUGAAAAAGAUAAUAUAAGUUUAAAGGAACGGCAAGAAUGUAUCAAAGAUUAUCAACAAUCUGCUGAGUUCCGUCAGAAGAUGCGACGUAGCAACGAUUGUAAGGCGUCUGCAAAAUGUUGUCAAAAUUUCAGAAGCGAUUUAUUGAAUCAUAAGGAAUACUAUCGAUCGAUUGAAUCUAUUUGUCCAGUUUACUCGGAAAAACCUGUACCAUACAGCAAUAAGCAAGAAUGUGAAUUAGAUAACCACGUGUUUUCUUCAACGCGAAUAAUGAGCAAGAACUGGAUUUCCAGAAAACUAGCCACGCAAGGAAAAAUUUAUCACAAAUGUAAGCCAAAACUGUGUACUUUUUCUCAUUUGACUAAACGCAAAGAAAUAUGCCUUUCAUCGCGCACACCGCGAGACUGUCGCGAAAACAAAAUGAAAAACAUAAGAGGACAUAAGCUGAAACAAAAUGUGACUAUUUUUUCUACGCAACACUGUUCCAAACCGAAAGUGGAAUCUUCUCUCGAACCAAUUAAAACGUUGCGUGAGAAAGAAAUAUCAGCUGUGAAAAUUAAAGUGCCAAAAACAUAUUCUGCACCCGACAUUUACGACGAUCAGAUAAAACUCAAUCUUUCUGCCAAUUUUUCCAUUUCUCCCGGUCUUGCUAAUAAGACAGAAAUGAAGGUCCAGAAAUUUCAAACGCCGACAAGAAAUGGUCGUUAUUUCAUCGAGAAACCUGAAGAGAAACUCGUCAUGUCGGACAUCAGAGAUUGCAAGCACGAGCUGGCAAGAUUCGAUUAUCGAUCGAGUAAGAAUUCUUACAAGGAGAUGUGGAGUAUCAUUGUAAAUCGCAAUUCGUUCGAAGACGUGCAAGAAAGGCAAAAAGCUUCUUUAUCUCGCGGUAGAAGGACAAAGAAACUGAAGUCGCGACAGAAAGAAACUACAAGGAAAAAUAAGAAGAGAAUUAACUUGCGUAGCGGAUGGCUUCGACAAAAAUAUAAAAUUCGUCUGAAGAUUUUUCGAAAAAGAAACGGACGCGAUCCCGGCCUUCCGCAGAUUGUCGAGCUAAUACAACCGCGUGGAAAAAUGCGAUCAUUCCCGCCAAAAGUGCCACGAAGGAAAGCGAACUUGCGCCUCAAUUGAAAAGUCCGUGUCCGCUCGAUUGUCUACUCAAAUCGCCGGAUGUCAAGACAAAAAGUUAUUCAAUGAAGAUAAAAAAAAAAACAAGCAAAACGAGCGCUUGCGGGCGAAGAAAAUAUUCUCCCAAAAAGCAUUGAACUGAACUUUUAAAGCUAUUUUGAAAUUUGCUCUUUGUUAACAUUAAAAUUGUAUAAAUUGUAUACCUGUACUUUUAA
Molecule: messenger RNA, 1997 nt
Organism: Pseudomyrmex gracilis
Lineage: Eukaryota; Metazoa; Arthropoda; Insecta; Hymenoptera; Formicidae
Exons: 2
Coding region: 466-1785 (439 amino acids)
Source: RefSeq, a predicted model, not a curated record